This is a messenger RNA of Danio rerio (zebrafish), 3435 nucleotides long. It is a transcript of the gene pdcl, whose product is annotated as phosducin-like. The record is from RefSeq and is marked validated. Gene Ontology annotation, molecular function: prostaglandin-endoperoxide synthase activity. Gene Ontology annotation, biological process: regulation of G protein-coupled receptor signaling pathway. Lineage: Eukaryota; Metazoa; Chordata; Actinopteri; Cypriniformes; Danionidae.
AUGAUUGGCCAGACCGCGUUAUUGUGCUGUAGAAUCUGAAGUGACUGUUUGAGGGAUUAACGGCGACAAAGGAGUCCUGUAUAGGGUGGCAUCAUGACGACGCUGGAUGAUAAGAUUCUAGGGGAGAAGCUGCAGUAUUACUACAGCAGCAGUGAAGAUGAAGAGAGCGACCAUGAGGAAGACGAGAACGCACACAAAACCAUCCGUGACCAGGAGGUGCUGGACGUGGAGCUCGACUACAGCGCAGAUGGCAGUUCGGUCAACACUGGGCCGAAGGGAGUGAUCAAUGACUGGCGCAAAUACAAGCAGCUGGAGAACGAGCAGCGCAUCGAGCAGCAGAAAGAGAUGGAGAAACUGAUCAAGAAACUCAGCAUGACCUGCAAAUCCCAUCUGGAGGAAGAAGCCGACAAGCAGAAACAGAAGGAGCUGCAGGAUAAACUCACAGGCAAACUAAACCUGCGCGUGGAUGAGGAAGAGGAGGAGGAUGACGAUGAUGAAGCGUUCCUCCAGCAGUAUCGUCUGCAGCGGAUGGAGCAGAUGCGGCGGCAGCUGUGUGGAGGCAGGCGAUUUGAGAAGGUGAUGGACAUCUCUUCGGGAGAGGAGUUUCUGCGUGCCGUCGACGAGGAGGGAAAGAGCACGCUGGUGCUGGUCCACAUCUAUGAGCCUGAGGUGCCCGCCUGCCAGGCCAUGGACGGCAGCCUGCUCUGUCUGGCGCUGCAGUACCCGAUGGUGAAGUUUUGCCGGGUGCGCGGCUCGGCUGUGGGCACGAGCGCUCUCUUCCGCAGUUCAGCUUUACCCGCACUUCUGCUUUACCGUGGUGGAGAUCUGGUGGGAAAUCUGGUGCGUGUGUCUGAUCAGCUCGGAGACGAUUUCUACGCCACAGACGUGGAAGCGCUUCUGCAGGAAUAUGGCCUUCUGCCAGAGAAAUACGCACAGCCCAACACACACUCCUCCAUUCGCAACGCCGCGGUCACACACCCCGACGAUUCAGACAGCGACCUUGAUAUAGACUAAAUGCUUGCAAUCAGAUCUCUAUACACAUACAUGCAUACGCUGUACAAAAAGCAUAAUAAUAAUAAUAAGAGGCCAUCUGACAAAUUCAAAGUUUCUCUGGAUUUAUUGGAUGAGGUUUAGUAAAAGGCCAAAAAUGUACAUUUAUUCAGUGGUUAUAAAUAGAGUUUCUUUCUUCUGUUGAACACUAAAGAGGAUAUUUUGAAGAAAGCUCUAAACCUGUAACCAUUGACCUCCAUAGUAGGAAAAACAAAUACUGUUGCAGUGAAUGGUUACAGGUUUAGAGCUUUCUUCAAAAGAUCUUCUUUAGUGUUCAACAGAAAAAAGAAAGGUAGAAGAAAAAACAAAUACUGUGGAAGUCAAUGGUUCUGUUUUUCCUCAGAAAAAAAUAUCUUCUUUUGUGUUUAACAGAAGAAAGAUACUCAGCUUUGAGUUGAGUAAAUAAUGACAUCAUAUUUAAUUUUUGAGUAAACUAUCCCUUUAUUAUCUGUUUUAUUUUACUGACAGCAUUUCUUUCACAUUUCAAAUAAAAAUAUCGUCAUUUUGAGCAUUUUUUUGGUCAGAUUGUCGCUCAGAAUAACAUAUUUUGUUUGAAAACCUGGUUUAAUUGAUCAAAUGCUGAUUUCUUUACUCUUCUGAAGUUAAAAAAAAUAAUAGUAUUGGAUUGUUUUUAAAAUGACGAUGAAAAUUAUUAAAAAUGUACAAUUGCACCAUUUUUUUAUUUAUUGUAAAGCAAUCUAAAUGAUACCGUUAUUUCAAAGAAAUGUCGUCAGUAGAUUUCAAAAUAAAAGAAAAAUUAGACUUAAACAAAACAAAAAAAAAAGACUUUAAUCAAAACGGUCACACUUUACCAUAAGGUUUUGUUAGUUAAUAUUCAUCAUUUUCUGAUGCGUUAUUUAAAUCUUUAUUUAUUUUAGUUUAGAUUAGUUCAUGCACUAGGACAGGGGUGCCCAAAAAGGGGUGUCCUGCAUAUUUUAGUUCCAUUCCCAGCUAUUCCAUCUCUUUCUAGGUAUACUAGAAACUUUCAGGCAGGUGUAGUAAAGGAAGUUGGAGCUAAACUAUUCAGCACAUCGGCCCUCCUUGACUGAAAAUCUAAAUUCAUGCUAGUUUAGAUUAGUUCCGGAAUGUCAAACUCAGUUUCUGGAGGGCUGCAGCCUUGCACAGUUGUUUCAACCUGCUUUAAUACGCUUGCCUGUAGAUUUCAAACAAGCUAUUUAGGGUUGGAACUAAACUGCAAAGCUGUGACCCUCCAGGAACUGAGUUUGACAAACUUAACUGGAUUCCUUUAGGGCCGUAGCUCUGCACAGUUUUGCUCCAACCCUAUCAAACACAGCUGAUCCAAAUAAUCAAGGUGUUCAAAAGAGUCAUGAACACUUCAUUAGAUGGAUCACCUGUGUUUGAUUAGAGUUGGAGCAAAACUGUACAGAGCUUCGGCCCUCCAGGAAUUAAGUUUCAGACGAAUGCACUAGGACAAGGGUGCCCGAACUCUGUCCUGGAGGACCGGUGUCCUUCAUAUUUUAGUUUUAACCCCUGUUAAAUACACCUGAAUGAGCUAAUCAAGUGUGUUAAAGGAAGUUGGAGCUAAACAAUGCAGGACAUCGGCCCUCUAGGACUGAGUUUGGGCACCUCUGCACUAUGAGUUAACAUGACUAUCAAUGAAUAACUUUAUUUUCAUAACCUAACAUUAACAAAGAAGAAUAAAUAUGUUGCUUAAAUGUGUCUUUCAUUGUUUGUUCAUGAUAAAUGAAAUGGUAAAAACCAGGGGUGGGCAAACUCGGUCCUGUAGGGCCGGAGGGUCUGCACAGUUUAGCUCCAACUGUAAUCAAACACACCUGCUUAUAGAUUUCUAGCGAUCUUGAAGACACUGAUUGGCAUGUUCAGGUGUUUUUGAUUAGAGAUGGAGCUAAGCUAUGCAGGACGCCGGCCCUCCAGGGUUUGCCCACCCCUAGUUGAACUAAUUGAAUCUUAUUGUAAAGUGUUUUUUUUUCCAUAGCUGGGCAUUCUUAUAAACAUUCACAGUUGAUUCAGACCCAAUACAGUGACCAAACUACGGUUGCAGAAACAUGUCAGAUACACUAAUUUACACGAGAUUUCUGUACAAAUGUAAUGCCGCUGACGCAUCAGUUACUGGACCAAAACAGUAGAUAUCAUUCGAUGUAUGUAUGUGUGUGUGGGAGUCAUUUAAGACACUUCCAUAAUCAGGAGUGCUUCUUUAUGCAAGAAAAAAAAAAACCCUUCGGAGAAUCCUGCAUUAUUGCUUCAUUAUUUAUUGUAGCUUUAGGAUGUUGUGUUUGUUUACUUGUGUGUUUUCAUUCGGAGUACAUUCACUUUAGUUCACUUUGCCCUCUGUUAGUUUUAUACAUUUUGUAAACGUGUCUCCAUCAAAGACCAAUGCAAAAAUAAAAGCGUAUGAUUCUGAGUUGA